AUGCCGACAUCACUGCAUCCGCAGGCAAAAUUCGAUGCUAUACCCCCUGAUCUAGACUUGUAUAGUCUAGUGGACAAGACCUCUAACUUCCAAUGGGUUCAGCGCGUUUCAAGAAGUCAAAUACGCAGCCUUGGUCAACAGGAGUUUGAGAAGCUUGUGUUGAUUCACGUUAUCAUCGGCGGCAAGCCUCUGAUUAUUGAUGGGUGGGACGGAGUUCUCCCCAAAUCCCUUUUCGAUGUAGCUUGGUUAGAAAAGACACAUGAUAAGAGACAGGAGAAUGUGAGAGAUAUCACCGCUGGGACCGACAUCCCUAUGACGACGGGCCACUACCUACGAUCGAUGCGACAACUCGCGAACCAGUGGACCCCCGCAAACUUCCGCGACGAGCGACGACAGCGUCUCUAUCUCAAGGAUAUCGACUGUCCUACAGAGUGGCAUGAUGCACUACAAAAAGUUAUCCACCCGAAUCUGUUUUACCUAAACGAGAACGCCAGCCAGGCUGGAGGCCCACAACAGGUGGAAACCGCAUUCCGUGAUGAAGCUGCAGCAGCACCAGCCGGUGACCUGAUGUCAAGCUUACCAAAGGAGAUGCGCGCCCAAAAUCUCAUGUGCUAUGUUGGACACGAAGGUACAUACACCCCAGCACAUCGUGAAAUGUGUGCAUCGCUAGGCCAAAAUAUCAUGGUAGAAGCAUCGAGCGGCGAGAAUGGUGAGAAAACAGGCAGCUCAAUCUGGUUUAUGACGGAAAGCAAAGAUCGUGAGGUUGUGCGCGAGUACUUCCUCUCCAUGUUGGGCCAUGAUAUCGAAAUUGAGAAGCACUUUGCUCAAAUCAACGCAUGGAAGAAAGCGCCUUUCGAAGUGUACAUCGUCGAACAGAGAGUCGGCGAUUUCAUUCUGAUUCCGCCCCUGGCGGCACACCAAGUUUGGAACCGAGGUACUCGAACAAUAAAGGUGGCUUGGAAUCGCACAACUGCCGAGACACUUGAGAUGGCUUUACAUGAAGCGCUUCCGAAGGCUCGCCUUGUCUGUCGUGAUGAGCAGUAUAAAAACAAAGCGAUUAUCUUCUUCACUUUACAGAAGUACUACCGUCAACUCCAAAAACUCGAAGAGAAUGCAGAGAUGACUUCCAUGAGCUUUAUGGGGAUUGGACAAGACACUCUCAGGAGCUCGCCUCGUGCCAAACAACUUGCCGGCGACUUUAAGAAGCUCUUUGCACUCUAUACCGAGAUUCUGCUUGACGAAAUGUUCGCAUUCAAGGAGAAGGAGGUAGAGUUGAUUGAGUUCGACUCUUGCAUUACUUGUUCAUAUUGCAGAUCCAACAUCUUCAACAGGUUUCUGACGUGCAAACACUGCACCCGUAUGCUCGUCAGCGGUGAUGAAGACACAUACGAUGUUUGUAUGGAAUGUUACGCUAUGGGGCGGUCUUGCGCGUGUCUCUCAGGCUUACAAUGGUGCGAACAAUGGACAUGGACUGAUUUGGUCAAUAAUUACGAGGACUGGCGUUCUAUGACUAUCAAGAACGAUGGGUUUGUUGACUUUGAGUCUUCGCCUCAGCCUCUCGAGAUUGCCCGGCAGCGCUCUGCAAAGAGAUCUCUCGCGCAAAUUUGUCAAGAGGCCUUAAGAAGGCGGCCCUGGAAGGAUAUCACCCAGCCGGAACGUGAGCUUACCCCAAGCGAAUCAGAGCCAGAGGUCGAUGGAGAAGGAAGGCCCAAGAAAAAAUACAAGAGGAAGAAGAAGCGAGGAGAGCUGCGGCGAUGUCAUGUAUGCUGUCACAAGGACUACGCUUACCGAGUGCAUCAAUGCACAAACCCUGGCUGCACCGAGUCUUACUGCUAUGGCGUCCUUUACAGAGCCUUUGACAUGUUACCACAAAAGGUUCUAGAAGAUGAGCAGUGGCAAUGUCCCAAGUGCUUGGGUAUUUGCAAUUGCGGUUAUUGCCGUCGUGUGGGCAAUACAGACCCUUACACACCAAAGAAUACUUUGCUGGGACAUGAUACACGCCCUAUCGCUGACGACCGAAGUGUGGAGGCGCUUGUUGACUUCCGUAUCCACAAUCUCUCGUGGCUCAAGGCUGCUGGGGAGGAAAGCCGCAGUAACAACAGCAGACGAAUGAAGAGACUGCGAGAGCAGGCCGACAGUGCAAAGGCACAAGAUAUCACAAAGCAAGAAGAAGCGGAGCAAGCUAUGCAAGUUGAUGCUGAGGCUCACGGAACCAGUGGUGUGCAUGUAUCCGGCAUGAACGGUUAUGGAGAUAAGAGUCAUGUUCUCGGUGGCCACGGCGAUCAGCCCAUGACCGACAACAACGUUCAAGGACUAUUGCCGCGUUAUCAUGAAGCGAAUGGCGAACAAGCCGACGAAUCCAUGGCUAUGGAUAUGUCCCAGUUGGAAGAUGUCGAUGCAUCCCUAUACCCAGAUCCUUCAUUGGUGGCUCGACAGCGUAUAGGCAUGGGCUACUAUGAACCAGAUGACGCACCGGACAGGAUUCUCUUUGAUCCCUUCCAGGCACCCCCUGAGGAGGCCAUACGACCAUCGGAGCCGGAUGUCCCUGAAUUUGUAAAGAAAUCCAUUCGGGCGGCCAAAAGAAAAGCGAAAAGAGAGAACGAAGAUCCAGAUUUCGUUGUUGGCAAGGGGCAUCACAAAAAGCCUCGUCUCACGACUGAACCUGAAGCAGACUUUUUGGACAGUAUGGACCCUGCUUUAUUUAACGGGCCACCCAUAUCUCCUGUAGCUGUCAUGGAUCAACCUGGUCAAGCUAAUAGGGACCAAAGCGUGGCACAAGACGAAGCAACUGACAAUGCUCGGGAUGCAUCAGAUGAAGCUCCAGCUCCACCUAAGAAACGGGGUCAGUUGUUAUUUGAUGCGAACGAGCCCGAGCUUAGGCAUGCCAAACCAACAGCAUCCUACGUUGAGGCUGAAAUGGAUUCCGAUGAGUUUGACGAGGAACAAGUGCAGCAAGCAGAGGCUCCAUCAACUCAAGGUGAUGCAGUUGGAGCUAAGAAAUCGGCUGUCGAUCUAGCUGCUGAUGCAGUUCGUGCCCUAUUUGGAACAUCCUCAUCCUCUAGUCCACAGCCCUUUAUCGAGGCGGAUCUAGCCUCAGCCACCGAGACUAAGACUCCCAAACGGCGUGGUCGUCCGCCCAAGAAUGCAUCCUCUGUCACGCAGUCCACGCCUCCCGGUUCAUCUCAAAGGCCCAACUACGGGCGAACAGGCCGGCCCAGAGGCCGACCUCGCAAAUCACUUCUGUCUCUGGUUGCAGCUGCAGACAAUUCAACUGAGAUCAUUUGCGAGUCUUCUCAGAACCAAGACAGCGAUAGCGACGUUGAACAUGAGAAAAUGGUCCGUGAGUUGGAGGCCAACCUCGCUGCAGACUUGACUCAAGGUGUUUCGGAGGCUACAGCAGAGCCUACUCAGCCUCGACGCCGAGGAAGACCAAGGAAAUCCGGUGUGGCUACCAUCGCGGUAGCUUCUACCCCUACUGAUACAUCUACAGAAGACGUUGAGACCGAGAGUCAUUUCUCUAGGUCUGCGCGUCGUACACGACGAUCGGAGGGUGCUAUCAACCAGCCCAGUCGACCAUUCAUCUCGCCUCCACCGCCAUCGGCUGGUGGGGCAGGUACACAUCUUAUGUCUAUGGCUGAGCGAAUGGCACUUAAAGGAAAGAAGUUCAAGAUUGGCAAACGAAAGUCAAAGGGUGUCUCUGAUAGUGCAGCUGCCACACAGUCAGAAGCCACGACUCCCACGCCAGGCGCUGAGGCUCCCAAAGAGGUAGCUGACGAACCAAUGGCGGAUUUUGAAGAAAUAGUCUCUCGUGAUCCGAGCCCCCACAGUGAAUAUACCGGCGGACAGUCGCCUCAAGUCUGUGUCGAUCAUGAGAGUUCGCGAAGUCCUUCAGCACCUCCUCCCACCCGACGACCUGCACAACCAACCGUAGUCCGAAUUGGUGACACGGAAUCGGAGGCAGGACAGAGUGACUCUAUGACGGGAUCAGACUCAGAUAGCGACGGCGACAUUCCUGCAAGACAAAGCUCUGGCCGAGGGGGUGGCCGUGGUCGUGGGCGUGGCAGAGGGAGGCCAAGGGGUAGAGGAAGAGGGCGUUAA
Fusarium venenatum is the source of this 4098-nucleotide messenger RNA. RefSeq lists its product as uncharacterized. The record is from RefSeq and is a predicted model, not a curated record. Gene Ontology annotation, biological process: positive regulation of translational termination; protein hydroxylation. Gene Ontology annotation, molecular function: 2-oxoglutarate-dependent dioxygenase activity; sequence-specific DNA binding. NCBI's taxonomy places the organism in Eukaryota, Fungi, Ascomycota, Sordariomycetes, Hypocreales, Nectriaceae. Gene Ontology annotation, cellular component: nucleus; cytoplasm.